Messenger RNA from Sarcophilus harrisii (Tasmanian devil), 3667 nucleotides. It is a transcript of the gene NEK4, whose product is annotated as NIMA related kinase 4. Gene Ontology annotation, molecular function: protein kinase activity; ATP binding. The record is from RefSeq and is a predicted model, not a curated record. Lineage: Eukaryota; Metazoa; Chordata; Mammalia; Dasyuromorphia; Dasyuridae. Gene Ontology annotation, biological process: protein phosphorylation. The coding region runs from base 188 to 2569 and encodes 793 amino acids. The transcript is spliced from 16 exons.
CGCAGUGGCGGAGCAGGAAUCGCUAUGGCAGCGGCUGCGGCGUCGGCUUCCCUCUGGCCGCGGGGCUCUCGUUAGGCCCAGCUGCCUCCCUGGCCCCGUGAAUGAGCCCCUAGGCUUCCCGCCGCCCCUGCCGGGGAAUGAGCGGCGGGCCGGCCUCCAGCCGCCACCGCCGCCGCUCGCGGAGACCAUGCCCCUGGCUGCCUACUGCUUCCUGCGGGCUGUGGGGAAGGGCAGCUACGGGGAGGUGACGCUUGUCCGGCACCGGCAGGACGGCAAGCAGUAUGUCAUCAAAAAACUAAACCUCCGACAUGCCUCCAGUCGAGAGCGGAAAGCUGCUGAACAAGAGGCCCAGCUUUUGUCUCAACUGAAGCACCCCAACAUUGUUACCUACCGAGAGUCUUGGGAAGGGGAAGAUGGCCUGCUCUAUAUAGUUAUGGGCUUCUGUGAAGGAGGAGAUCUCUAUCGAAAACUCAAAGAACAAAAGGGCAAGCUUCUACCUGAGAACCAGGUGGUGGAAUGGUUUGUUCAGAUCGCUAUGGCCUUGCAGUAUUUACAUGAAAAGCACAUCCUUCAUCGAGAUCUGAAAACUCAAAAUGUCUUCUUAACAAGAACAAAUAUCAUCAAAGUAGGCGAUCUGGGGAUUGCCCGAGUGUUAGAAAAUCAGUACGACAUGGCCAGUACACUCAUUGGGACACCAUACUACAUGAGUCCUGAAUUAUUUUCAAACAAACCCUACAACUAUAAGUCUGAUGUUUGGGCUUUAGGAUGCUGUGUUUAUGAAAUGGCUACACUGAAACAUGCUUUCAAUGCAAAAGACAUGAAUUCGCUAGUUUAUCGAAUUAUUGAAGGAAAGCUGCCACCAAUGCCAAAGGACUAUAGCCCACAACUGGCAGAACUGAUAAGAACUAUGUUGAGCAAGAAGCCUGAGGAAAGACCCUCUGUGAGAAGCAUCCUUAGGCAGCCCUACAUAAAACGUCAUAUUUCUUUAUUUUUGGAGGUCACAAAGGCGAGAACUUCCAAAAGUCAUAUUAAAAACGGCAAUUCUAAAAUCAGACCUGCUGCUGAAGUUAUUUCUGUAAAAAUUGAAUCAGAAAAUGAAAGAAUCAUCUCUCAGCAAUGUUUCUCAAAGCAUUCCAAGAUACCAACAGAGGUUGAAGAAAAAUGUCUACCCCAAGGUAAGCCCAUGGAUACUUGCCUCUCAGAAGUAGCCUGUCCUAAAAAUUGUCCCAACAAGAAUGAUGUGCACAGCCUCGGAGAAACUUUAGCAACAAUCAGCAAAGUGGAUAUUAAUAUCUUACCUGCCACUGAAAGGAGAAACUCAAAGAGUGACAAUUUACUGCAAGACGACAAACCGAAACACUCUAAUAUUAUUGAUGAGCCAGAAGCUAAAUUAAAUGUGUCUCCAGUGAAGGAAGAGAGGCAGCAACUGAGUACUAAGCCUGAAAACCUAGCUCCCUCUCAGACUUCUAUUGAGAUCACUGAUGAAGAGAAUGACACGAUGAAACUUCUGCAGCCUUUACACAAGGAUCUCAAGCCAAUGGAACAGGAUAGUUUGGACUCCACUGAAAAGCUCUUAGCACCAUUUGUUCCUGUUGUCCUGGAUAGAAUCAACCCAUACUUACAGCCCCAUAGUUCUGUGUCUGAGCCCUUCCACUCCCGGCAACAAAGGCAGAAAAGAAAGGAACGAGUUGAAAGAAGUAGAGGUAAUGGACAGUUUCAGGAAGUUCCUUCUAGACCUUUGCCUUCUCCUCCCAUUGCUAUUAAAGCAGUUGAGAAGAUGACAUACAGUGAUGCUGAUAAACAUAGCACAGAAGUAAUGGUGUCUGUGGAUAAUUCAAGAAGCAAUGAGAUAACAUCCUCAAAGGAUCGACCUUUGUCAGCUAGAGAAAGGAGGAGAUUAAAGAGGUCACAAGAAGAGAUAUUUCCCACUGUUUUUUCAGGUCCUUCAGUGAGAAGAGGUUCUCUGGAUACAGAAGGAAUGAAGUUGCACAUAGAAGAUGAGCACAUUAUUGCUCAUCAGUUAUCUUCAGAUGUGGAUACCUCUCAGGAAAAGAAGUUAGUUCAUUGUCUGUCUGAGGAUGAGUUAAGUUCUUCUACAAGUUCAACUGAUAAGUCAGAUGGAGAUUCCAAGGAAGGAAAAGGCCAUACAAAUGAAAUGAAUGAUUUGGUACAGCUGAUGACUCAGACAUUAAAAAUGGACUCUAAAGAGAAUUGUGAGAAUCUUCCAAAACUUCUUCCCAUGUCAGAGUUUAGACUUCAUCGAAAAUACAAAGAUACACUAAUUCUGCAUGGGAAAGUUGAAGAGGAUUCAGAGGAACUUGGGCUUAAAGAACUUUCUCCAGUUGUUGUUUCUGGUUCUGAAAAGAUCAGAAGAAUGAUAGAAGUCUUGAGAGCUGAUGUAAUUCAGGGGCUGGGAGUGAAGCUUUUAGAAAAAGUAUAUGAUCUUAUGGAAGAAGAUGAUGAAUUGAAGAGAGAGGUACGUUUACAGGAGCAUUUGGGUGAAAAAUACGUAAAUUAUGGCACAAAAGCUCAACUCCUAAAAUUUUUUGAAGAAAAUGUGAACUUCUAAAGAAGCAUUUGUUCUAAUCUGUUGCCAGAACUGAAGACUUAUUUUUAAAGACUUUUUUGGUGUUGUUUUCCCCCAAAAGAUUACUUCUACCAAACAUCAGAUUGGUGACUGUUAAAUAUAGUGGCUUUUUUUUUCCCCUGGGAUUUCUGUAUUUUGCAGGAGUUUAAAAAUGGAUAUGAAUGAGUGCUGUGUUGACUGAUUUAGGAAGAGGAUUUUUUAAAAAAUGAAUAAAUGGGUACCACAUUGUGGGAAAAUUACUUUGUUUUACAUGAGACUUGUUUGGUUAAGUAGCCUGAAGCCAUUGUAUAUCCAGAAAUUCUAAAAUAGUCAAAAGCUACCAGAGCAAUGCUAUCAAUACAAGAACAGAGAUUUUCUAGGUGGCUAUAGCAAUGUAACAAACUACCUAAACAAAUGGCUUUACUUACUUAAUAAGCCUGAUAAGUACAUGGUGGUGAUAAAUUCAUCUACACUGGUAGAUGAUAAAUUGGAAGUCAUUGCAUGAUCUUUAUAGAUUUGAAAAAUGGAGCUAUACAUAACUUUAUACACUUACAAAAAUUUUAAAAUUAAUUGCUUUUAGUUUGAACAACAUACUUGCAAAAUUGAACCUAUUUAAUUUGUGCUUUUGGCUUAUUUAUUCAGUAUAUAUUUAUAUACUGGCUUUAAUUCAUUUUUUCAUCAGCCAAAACAUGCCCUGAAUACUAAUUCCUUUUGGAAUGAAACAAUUUUUAAGUAAAAUACAGGUGCUUUUAGGCUGAAUUUGAGGCACUUUAUGUCUCUUGAAAUAGAGAAUUCAGCUUCUUUGCAUAGUCUCCCUUAUUUUAUAUCAUGACACUUAUUAUUCUUGUUUUAAAAGUCUACUGUGUAUAUUUUAGUAAUUGUUUUUUUAUGAAGUAAAAUUGUUAUGAAGCAAAUAAAAAGAAUUUUGUAAAAUAAAAUUUGUUAAGUAAAUUUCCAAUGUAAUGGAAAAUGUACAGGACUUGGAUCGGAAGACUUGGGUUCAAAUUCUGUUUCUAAAAUUUGUAGGCAUGUGGCCAUUAACCCCUAUCCAUUUCUUCAUUUACUGUAAAACAAAAUACUUAAAACUAUCUACCUCAAAGG